AUGACGGACCAACGGGCCGAUUGCAGAGCUACAAAAAUAGGCGGUCGCCGUCUGGGGAUACCGACCUGGCAACCGCUUCAGCGCACUCUUUCACAUGAAAAGCAGGCCAGUUCAAUGAAGGCGAUUUUGCUUUACUCCUUCCUACCUUCUUUUUGGUUUGUCAUGAAUCCAAAAAAGCCUUUGCCCACUUUUGAGGGUCGCGACUAUCAUACAGAAGUGCACCAUAUCUGA
Protopolystoma xenopodis is the source of this 231-nucleotide messenger RNA. The record is from the annotation of a GenBank genome assembly. NCBI's taxonomy places the organism in Eukaryota, Metazoa, Platyhelminthes, Monogenea, Polystomatidea, Polystomatidae.